AGACUCUCUACACCGGGUGUGCUCAAUGGGAGACAUUUCUGGUCUGAAGAAGAAGAGUCUUGCUGCAGAGUUGGAGCCGUCUGCUACCAAGCGAACAGUAGGUUUUCAUCUGUGAAGAUACCGAUGGUUGACAACAGGAAGAUUUUCAACUUUGUGUAAGUUCAUAAGGACGGAAUGGAAUCAGCAAGAACCGUAUAUCCAACUUCAAGGCACAUUGCUCUUUAUGGAAAUACUAGCUUUGUGCCUAUGGAUGGCGUUAAUAAUACUGGACUAAAUGGAUCUUCCGAAAAUGGAUCGGACUUCUUAUUGUCGGCUGAACAUCCGACAUACUUAAAAGUAACUCUAAUACUUCUAUACGCGGUUAUAAUAGUUCUUGCCAUUGGGGGCAACAUACUGGUAUGUUACGUCGUGAUUGCCUACCAGCGCAUGCGCACAGUGACUAAUUACUUUAUAGUUAAUCUAGCUAUAGGAGAUAUCCUAAUGGCGGUGUUUUGUAUACCAAUGACUUUCGUUGCUAACAUUCUCCUACAGUACUGGCCUUUUGGUCCAUUCCUGUGCCCAGUGGUUUUGUACAUACAGAUAGUUUCAGUAUUCCUCAGUUCAUUCACACUCGUUGCCAUUAGCCUUGAUAGAUUCCGGGCCAUAAUUUUUCCUCUUAGCCAAAGAUUGUCCACAAAACAAGCCAUAUUUAUCAUAUGUGUGAUAUGGUUCAUGUGCCUAGCUGUAGCUUUGCCGACACCUGUGAUGUCACACCUGGAUGAAUUCAGUCGCUGUUACGAGGACUGGUACAAGCGCAGCAUGGAAUUUCACUACACACUGUGUAUAAUGAUUCUGCAGUAUUUUUUGCCUUUGUUUGUGCUUACUUUCACAUACUUAUGUAUUGGCAUUGUGACUUGGGUUAAGAAGCCACCGGGAGAGGCAGAAGAUGGUAGGGACCAACGGAUGGCUGCCUCCAAACGAAAGAUGAUAAAGAUGAUGAUCACUGUAGUAUCCUUGUAUGCUAUAUGCUGGCUGCCGCUUCACGCCAUCACUCUUGCGAGCGACCUUCACCCAGACAUAUUUUACUACGAACAUUACAGCAAGAUCUGGAUUGCGAGCCACUGGUUGGCAAUGAGCAAUUCGUGUGUCAAUCCAAUUGUUUACUGUUGGAUGAACACCAAAUUUAAAAACGGAUACAAAUACGCUCUACGGAUGUGUCUUUGUCUGAAAGCGGAUACUCACAUCGUAGAGGAGAGGUCGAGGAUUAUGUUACAUGCAGGUGCUCACCAACCCUACUAUCGCGGAAGAACCAGUUCUAAUUUGUCUACAUGUAGGGGCGCAGCCACCUCAACGUGUAAUAUCAGUCCACCGAGAAACAAUACUGCGUCUUUUUCACAUGUAUCGAACCGUCAUCCUCACAAGUGUUCGUUAAAGGUUUACUUAACCAGGAGUCCCAGUGCUGAGAGACAUACUGGAAGACCAUGGAAUAACGCCAGUGCACACUGA
Molecule: messenger RNA, 1485 nt
Organism: Lingula anatina
Lineage: Eukaryota; Metazoa; Brachiopoda; Lingulata; Lingulida; Lingulidae
Product: RYamide receptor
Biological process (GO): neuropeptide signaling pathway
Cellular component (GO): plasma membrane
Molecular function (GO): neuropeptide Y receptor activity
Source: RefSeq, a predicted model, not a curated record